Molecule: messenger RNA, 2408 nt
Organism: Gymnogyps californianus (California condor)
Lineage: Eukaryota; Metazoa; Chordata; Aves; Accipitriformes; Cathartidae
Gene: TCEANC
Product: transcription elongation factor A N-terminal and central domain containing
Exons: 2
Coding region: 68-1084 (338 amino acids)
Biological process (GO): DNA-templated transcription
Cellular component (GO): nucleus
Source: RefSeq, a predicted model, not a curated record
CGGGGGCCAAAGCGGAACGGGUGCAGCGGUAACAGCUCCCUGAGGAGCGGCGGGCGUUGGUUUAAAAAUGUCUGACCAGAAAAAUAUUGUACACAGAGCCCAUUGUAUUGAAAAACUACUGUCUGAGAACAAUUUCCAAGAUAUUGAGGAUCAUCUUAAAGAACUUGAAGAUGUUGAUAUGACUAUAGAAUAUCUUCAGGGAACAGAAGUUGCCAAGGCUGUAUACAGAGUGCUCAAGAGCUGCCCUUCAGUAGAGUUGAAAAAGAAAGCAAAGCAGUUAUUAUCAAGGUGGAAAGCACUUUACAAGAAUAACUGUGUUCAGUCAAUGCAAGUUAAAAAGUCAGUUUCUGUGUAUGCGAAAGAGGAAAUUGAACAUCUCAGAGUGGUUCCUAGAGAGCAGUUGCUGUCUGAAGGACCAUGUCAGCAGGAGGUGUUAGAUGCUACUAGUUCUAAAAUUUUGGUCCCAUCGCAAACUGUUAAAAAUGUGGUACAUGACGAUGCAGAAGGCAGCAUGAAUCAGCUUUCUUCUUUUGAGGAACACACUGAUAAUGAAGAUUCUAAACCUCUUGUUAAUGAAGCAAGUCUGCAGCAGGAUCCGAUGAGAGUUCUGAGGUGUAAAUGUACGGAUCUUCUUUAUAAAGCUUUGACUGGCUCUGCCAAAGAUGAAGAAGAAACUGAUAAAUGGCUGGAGCUAUCUAAAGGAAUUGAAGAACAUAUUUUUGCUCUUCAUGCUAAAAAUGACAAAAAGUAUAAAAAUUGCAUUAGAAGCAAAAUCUCUAACCUGAAGAACCCUAAAAAUUGCCACUUAAAACAUAACCUUUUUUCAGGGACAUUGAGUCCAAAGGCUUUUGCUGAGAUGACAGUGAUGGAAAUGGCCAGCGAUGAACUGAAACAGCUCAGGGCUCUGUACGCAGAAUCAUCUGUUCAGGAACAUCAGCUCCCACAAGUUAUUAAUGGCACACCGACAAACAAAAUAAAGUGUAGGCGCUGUGAAAAAUUUGAUUGCACUGUGACUAUGAUCGCCAGAGGAACUCUCUUUCUUCCAGGUUGGGUGCAAACACAAAUCCAGAUGAACAAAUGUUGACUUACGUUAUUUGUAAUGAAUGUGGAGAACAGUGGUAUCACAGCAGAUGGAUUUGUUUGUAACGCUAUCCCUCUUUAAUAAGUGGUUUAGAAACAUAGAUAUGAGAAGUUAUCUCUGUUGAAACUGUAUAAUGUAAAAUUUGUACUGAUAUUAUGUAGAUCCUGCCACUAAACAGUGCAAAAUCAGUUUUAAAAAAUUGCUAAGUUAUUUUUGAAGAUGACUUGAAUAAAUCUAUGUGAUUAAGUAAUGUCAAUAUGUAAAGAAAUAAAAGAAAAAGGGGAAAAAUGGUAACACUGUAUCUGAGAGCAGAAUAUUCACUAGUAAAUCCAUUAAAAAUAUUCCAAGUGCUGCAGUUUUUUUCCCCAAGGUACUGAGUACUUGGAAUUUUCAUUAUCUUCAGCAGGAGUUCUUUCACAGAACAUAAGUUUCAUUUACAGUAAACAAACUGUUUCCAAAACUGCAGUUCACAUACUUGCGUGCAUUGCAGAACGUUCAGCAUGGAUUCACUCCUUAAUUAAAUAACUUUUUGCAAGUAAGUGUUAGAUUAUUGACUUGGUUUGAGAGCUAAUGUCUAACAGGAAAAAAUGAAUGCAAAAUAGAGUGUAAAAGGGGGAGAGGCAGCUAGCAAAUGAAAGCAAAAAUGAAAUUCUGCUUUAGAUUUUUAUAGCUGUUGGGAGGAAAAUAGGACUUGUGACAAUCUAUCAGUUUGCAGUUCAGAUUUGCAAUGUAGAUGAUGUGUCCUGCAACUGUUAAGAAAUUAAUGCAGGAUCAGACAAUGGUUUAUUUCAGAAAAUUAUGUAAACACAUUAUUAUAUUUACCUUUAUCUAAUAAAUAAAGGCAUGAAGUUAAUAGGAGUUAAUCACUUUCUGAAUGUGUAUCCUCUCUUGAACUGGAACAUCUGUCCUGAACUGAGUAAAUUAAUGUUUUUAUAUAGUGCAGGUUACCCAGAAAAAAUUAAUAGAAGGAAAUCUAAUAACUAAAGUUUUUAUACCUGUUUUUGUUCCAGAGUCAACAGGAUUCCCAGUGGCUGUAUACUAGAAGCAUUUAUUUAUCAAAAAAUAUCACCUUAGCAUUCUUCUCACUCAAGUACUAGCCCUGUUGUUUUUUCUGGAAAACUUAAAUUUACUUCAAAAUCAGCUAUCUGAAUACUUUGAAUGGAGUAUAUAUCAGAAGUCAAGGAGAUGUUUCUUCUCCGAACUGGGUGAACCACCUGAGUCUGGGUAUCUUUCACAGCUGUCUAUCGGUCUGUAGAAAACUAUGUUCAUACUGUGUGUCCCUAUUUUGGUUUCUUCACUGUGUUUGAGUUACUGUAAAUGUGUAAAU